CAUCUGUAGAGAUGAGUAAUUACACAGAAAUACAAUAUAAACAACAGCAGCCAUGUUGUGAUUUCAAAAUAGAAAAUACACAAAACUGAGUAAAGAUCUGAUAAUGACGACACAAUACAUAACCACCACUCAGCCAGUGGUUGCACAGCCCAAUGUUGUGGUGUACAACCAGAGUCAAGUUCCAGGGAGAAGUGUUAGUGAUCGCUACAACAAAAAAGCCUCUAAUGUCGUAGGAAUCCUCAUCCUGAUGGGGGGUGUAUUGAGUUUUAUAUUGGGCUGUGUGGCAAUAGGAAUCAAGGCCAGCCUAUACCAGAGUGGUGUUGGCCUUUGGUGUGGAGUACUGUUCUAUGGUAUUACUGGUGUUCUUGGUAUACUGGCCUCUAAACCAACCAGAAAUGGGCAGAAUGGUUACAUUACUGGCUUUAUGGUGAUGUGCAUAAUAACUGUUUCAUUCGCCUGCCUUGUCAUGCUUGGAAUAACAGCAGCAGGAGUUGGCAUGGAUGACAACUAUUAUGGCAGAAGCUACAGAUUGAAUCCUGAGAUAUGGGAAAGGAAUUCCAUUUUUACGAGGAUAUCAAGGGAUCCUCAGCUGGCAGUGAAUGCCUUGUUACUUGCUAUCACAUUAGCCGAGGGGAUUCUCUGCAUCAUUGGAUCAUCAUUUGGAUGUGCUGCCGUGUGCUGUUAUACAUCAUCCCCGGGAUAUGUUGUUCAAGGUAGGCAGACCACAGUUAUAACCCAAGGCCAGCCUGCCACGCAGGCCGCAUACUACCCACAGGGUCAAACGACUACAGUUAUCCCACCACCAGGACAACAGGCACAACCCCAACAAUAUGGACAGCCACAAUAUGGCCAGCCUCAGCCACAAUACGGCCAACCUCAGCCACAAUAUGGCCAGCCUCAGCCACAAUAUGGUCAACAGCAACAAUAUGGUCAACAGCCACAAUAUGGUCAGCCUCAAGCAACAGGUGGACCCCAACCCCCGCCAUACAACCCAGAUGUGAAACCUGAUGAGAAAAACCCGAAUGGGCCUCCACCUUCUUACAACUACUAGGGCUCUUUGCUUGUUUUCUUGUAAUAAGGCAACUUUGUAAGAUACUUGUGUCUGGCAAAUUUAUUGAAUUUCGAAAUGAUGCCUACUGACUUUAUUCUAAGAAAUAUUAUAAAUUUUCCAGUAAACAAGUGUGUUGUUUACAGUUCAAAAAGAAUUCUGGCCCUAUUCUUCUAUGAUGGCUAGCUAUAUAUGAUCGCUAGCUAUAUAAAGUGCUAUUUAGAAAAAAUAUUCAAGGAGAUAUACAAAAUAAAUUCUCAAACACCCAGUAAGCCUUUUAUAGGAAGCACUUUGAGUUGAGCUUCAGGCCCAUAGUUCUUCUAAAGGAAAACAACACGAAGUGUAUCCCCACUUUUACAAGAAAAAAGUGUAUCCCCACUUUUACAAGAAAAUAAGGUAUGUGACUUGAUCGAGAAAAUGCUUGAUAAAAAUAUUUAGCUUGAUAUUUGUUAUUAUAAGAGCUUUUAAUGUGUACUGUACGCCCGGUAUUAUUCGC
Owenia fusiformis is the source of this 1544-nucleotide messenger RNA. Lineage: Eukaryota; Metazoa; Annelida; Polychaeta; Sabellida; Oweniidae. The record is from the annotation of a GenBank genome assembly.